AUGUGGAAGCAGUUCCUUGGUAAGCUCUCGGGGAAGUCGCCGAAAUCCGGCGGAGGCGGGGGCUGGGGAUCUCCGCCGCCCAAGUCCCCAAUGUCGUAUGACGUGAAUGGGAGGCAGUGGGACUCGAUGCGGGCGUCUCCUCCGCUCGCGGCUAUCGCCGGAGCGGAGGGGGAGACAAGGGAGGACGUGUUCCUCCGGAAGCUGAACGUCUGCUGCGUGUUGUUCGACUUCUCCAACGACCGGGGCCGGGACUCUCCGGAGAGGGAGAGAAAGCGGCAGGUGCUCAUGUCUCUCGUCGACUGCCUUGGCACGGCGGAGGAGCCCCUCACGGAGGCGAUGGUCUCGGCCUGUGUGCGUAUGUUUGCCAUCAACCUGUUCAGGGUCUUCCCGCCCAAGGUCCGGCCAGGCACCGGGGCAGCUGCCGAGGCUGACGAGGACGAUCCGUUCUUUGACCCCUCAUGGUACCACUUACAGGUCGUAUACGAGCUGCUCCUCCGGUUCGUCACCUCUCCUGUCGUUGAUGUGAAGGUGGCUCGCAAGUACAUGGACAAUUCCUUCAUCUCCAGGCUGCUUGAUUUGUUAGAUUCUGAUGAUCCUAGAGAAAGGGAUUGCCUGAAGACAGUAUUGCAUAGGAUAUAUGGAAAAUUCAUGGGUAAUCGGCCCUUCAUCCGCAAGGCUGUGAGUAAUAUCUUCUAUAGGUUUGUAUCCGACGCUGAUCGUCACAAUGGGAUUGCCGAACUCUUGGAGGUGUUUGGGAGUGUGAUUAGUGGGUUUGCGAAACCACUGAAGGAGGAGCAUAAGUUAUUUCUGUGGAAGGCAUUGAUUCCUCUUCAUAAACCGAAGACAGUGGGCAUGUAUCUGCCGCAGUUGACAUACUGCAUUACACAGUUUAUUGACAAGGAACCAAAGCUCUCAGGGACUGUGAUCAGAGGCCUGUUGAAGUACUGGCCAGUGACGAACAGUCAGAAGGAGAUGAUGUUCUUGGGGGAGUUGGAGGAGGUGCUGGAAUUGACAGAAAUGCCUGAAUUCCAGAAGUGCAUGGUCCCAUUGUUUCGGAGGGUUGCACACUGCUUGAAUAGCUCUCAUUUUCAGGUUGCUGAAAGAGCCUUAUUCCUGUGGAACAAUGAGCACUUGUUCGGUUUGAUCUCUCAAAACCACCAAGUUAUCUUGCCAAUCAUAUAUCCAGCUCUCGAAAGGAAUGCUCGUUUGCAUUGGAACCAAUCGGUUCUGAAUGUUACAAUGAAUGUCAGGAAAAUGUUCUUUGACAUGGAUCAGAAGCUGCUGUUGGCUUGUCAGAAAAAUUUCCAAGAGGAGGAAGAGAAGCAAGCCGCAACUGAGGAGCGGAGAAGGCUUAUAUGGGAGCACCUCGAGAAGAAUGCCGCAUUCCAUCCAGUAACCAGAGACAUCAGCUUUGCUGCUUUUCCUAAACCCGCUCCUCUGGUAGCUCCAACUAUGACAUAA
Triticum turgidum subsp. durum (durum wheat) is the source of this 1461-nucleotide messenger RNA. The record is from the annotation of a GenBank genome assembly. Lineage: Eukaryota; Viridiplantae; Streptophyta; Magnoliopsida; Poales; Poaceae.